AUGGCCAGCCCCGCGCCCUUAGUGGCUUCCAUCAGUCACCAAAUGGUGGCUCUGCAGACCCUGCAGCUACUCCAGCAGGAGUGGGGCUGGGGCGACGGUCCUAGCGCCCCCGGAAGCCCACGCGGCCCGGACCACGUGCCCGUCGCCCAAGCUCGUCGCCCAGGCCAGAUGAGGACUCGGCGGGGGCUGGGACGCGGGGUCGCAGGAGCGCGGAGCUCCCCCGAGGCAGGCGGGCUGCGGGGCGCAGAGGGGGGCGCCGAGCUGCUGCCCUUCCCCCGGGACCGCGGGCCCUGCACCCUGGCGCGGAUGGCCAUGCGCAGCGCUCUGGCCCGCGUGGUGGACUCGACCUCGGAGCUGGUCAGCGUAGAGCAGACUCUGCUUGGGCCUCUCCAGCAGGAGCGGCCCUUCCCCAUCCACCUGAAGGAUAGUGUUGAGUUCAGAAACAUCUGCAGUCACCUGGCUCUACAAAUUGAAGGACAGCAGUUUGACAGAGACUUGAAUGCUGCGCACCAGUGUCUGAAGACCAUAGUGAAGAAGUUGAUCCAGUCACUUGCUAAUCUCCCAUCGGAUGCCCAUGUGGUUGCCUGCGCUUCCUUGAGACAGAUCUUACAGAAUCUCCCAGAUGUGUGA
Arvicola amphibius (Eurasian water vole) is the source of this 630-nucleotide messenger RNA. RefSeq names its product deleted in lymphocytic leukemia 7 (gene Dleu7). The coding region runs from base 1 to 630 and encodes 209 amino acids. The transcript is spliced from 2 exons. The record is from RefSeq and is a predicted model, not a curated record. NCBI's taxonomy places the organism in Eukaryota, Metazoa, Chordata, Mammalia, Rodentia, Cricetidae.